AUGUCGGUCACAGCAGGAGUGAGUGAUGCUGCAAUUGCUACAAGGGAAAAGCUACGAGGUGGGAUUGGACAGACUAGAGUGAGAAGAUAUUGGCCUGGAAAAGCACCCGAGUGGGCCGAGGAAGGCGAACAAGAUGAGGAUGUUAGGAUGCAGAAAGUUGAUGUAUUGGAUAGAGCUUUCCCAAAGCAUGAUGAUUUAGGGGUUCCUAGGAAAGAUGAUCCGAGGCUGCGACGUCUAGCUCAGACUAGAAUCGAAAACCGUGAAGAAGUUAGAGCGGAUCAUCGACGGAUUAGACAGGCUGAGAUUAUAUCGACUGAAGAAGAAGAGUUGAGGAAUCAGGAGAGUAGAGACGAGGAAGAAGAUGAAGAUUCUUUGGAAGAAAGAAGAAGAAGGAUUAGAGAGAAGAAUCUUAAAAGAGCACAAGAGGAGGCUGCUUUACUUCCUGUAGAAGAAGAAGAAGAGCUAGAAGAUGAAGAAGAGGAUGAGGAGGAGGAGUCUGAGUACGAGACUGAUUCGGAAGAGGAUAUGCCCGGUAUUACCAUGAUCAAGCCUGUUUUUGUACCAAAAGCUGAGAGAGAUACGGUAGCAGAGCGUGAGCGGCUUGAGGCUGAAGAACUAGCUCUCGAGGAGUUAGCAAAGAGGAAACUGGAGAUGAGAAAAAUAGAGACAAAGCAAUUAGUCGUUGAGGAAGUUAGGAAAGAUGAAGAGAUACGGAAGAACAUACUAUUGGAAGAAGCAAAUAUUGGAGAUGUGGAAACUGAUGACGAAAUCAAUGAAGCUGAAGAGUACGAAGUUUGGAAGACGAGAGAGAUCGCUAGGAUCAAGAGAGAAAGAGAUGCAAAGGAAGCUAUGUUGAGAGAGAGGGAAGAAAUAGAGAAGUUGAGGAACAUGACAGAGCAGGAGAGGAGGGAUUGGGAGAGGAAGAAUCCGAAACCUUCAUCAACUCAACCGAAAAAGAAAUGGAAUUUCAUGCAAAAAUACUACCACAAGGGUGCCUUCUUCCAGGCAGAUCCGGAUGAUGAGGCAGGAUCCGUUGGAACCGAUGGUAUAUUUCAGCGUGACUUCUCGGCUCCAACUGGAGAAGAUAGGUUGGACAAAUCGAUUCUGCCCAAAGUCAUGCAAGUCAAGCACUUUGGUCGCAGUGGAAGAACUAAAUGGACUCAUCUUGUCAAUGAAGAUACAACCGAUUGGAGUAACCCGUGGACUUCCAAUGAUCCUCUACGCGAAAAAUACAACAAGAAAAUGGCAGGCAUGGAUGCUCCUAUUGCAAAACCAAAGGGGAGCAAGAAGAUGAAAGAUUGGGAGACCUAA
Molecule: messenger RNA, 1311 nt
Organism: Arabis nemorensis
Lineage: Eukaryota; Viridiplantae; Streptophyta; Magnoliopsida; Brassicales; Brassicaceae
Source: the annotation of a GenBank genome assembly